UCGUCUUUGACAGCAGAGUUAUCUGACUCUCCCUGCAGCCCAAAGCCCUGCAAACAGCACCAGCAGCCCGCUGAUCUCGUUAGGGACGUGUGCUCCUGUCCAAGACAACUACCUCAGCCCGUCUGGGAGGAAAAAAAGCAAACAAAACAAACCGCAGCAGCAGCAAAGAUGUCCAAAGACAUGGAAGGGAAGAGCGAGAAGAUAAUGGAUAUGGAGAGCAAGGUGUUGUGGUACCCAGACUCCAAGAUGAACACACGGAUGGACUCGUUUCGGAAGCAGGUCAACUCCAACUACGGCUUUAAUCUGGUCAACUACAGUGACCUUUACCAGUGGUCGGUGGAUAAUUAUGCAGAGUUUUGGGCAGAAGUGUGGCGCUUCUGUGGAGUAGUCUGCUCGAAAACAUGUGAGGAGGUGGUGGACGUAUCCAAGCAGAUCUCGGACGUGCCAGAGUGGUUUAAAGGGGCUCGGCUCAACUACGCGGAGAACCUGCUCAAACACGAAGACCAGGACAAAGUGGCUCUCUAUGCUGCAAGAGAGGGGGACGAGGAGAUCGUGAAGGUGACGUUUGGGGAGCUGAGGCGGGACGUGGCUCUGUUUGCUGCAGCCAUGAGGAAGAUGGGGGUCCAGACCGGAGACCGGGUUGUAGGCUACUUGCCCAAUGGCGUCCACGCGGUGGAGGCCAUGUUAGCCGCAGCCAGCAUCGGAGCCAUCUGGAGUUCCACGUCCGUCGACUUCGGAGUCAAUGGAGUCCUCGACAGGUUUUCUCAGAUCCAGCCCAAACUGAUCUUCUCUGUUGCCGCUGUGGUUUACAACGGCAAGACUCACGACCACAUGGAGAAGCUGACCAGCGUUGUGAAAGGCCUGCCGGACCUGAAGAAGAUAGUCGUAAUUCCCUACGCUCGCUCCAGACACCAAACUGACCUCUCCAAGAUCCCCAACAGUGUAUUUAUAGACGACUUCCUGGCAUCCGGGCGGGGCGAGGGCGACCAGCUUCCCCAGCUGGAGUUCGAGCAGCUUCCGUUCAGCCAUCCUCUCUUCAUCAUGUACUCCUCCGGUACCACGGGAGCUCCCAAAUGUAUGGUGCACUCAGCUGGGGGCACCCUCAUCCAGCACUUGAAAGAGCACGUUCUGCACGGCAACAUGACCGCCAGUGAUGUCAUCAUCUACUACACCACGACCGGCUGGAUGAUGUGGAACUGGCUGGUGUCGGCCCUGGCGGUCGGCGCCUCCGUGGUUUUAUACGACGGCUCGCCCCUGAUGCCGACGGCCAACGUGAUGUGGGACCUGACGGACCAGCUGGGCAUCACUAUCUUUGGUACCGGGGCCAAGUGGCUGGCUGUGCUGCAGGAGAGGAACCUCAAACCCUCGGAAACGCACAACCUCCAGUCUCUGCACACCAUCCUGUCCACAGGCUCCCCUCUCAAACCUCAGAGCUACGACUACGUCUACCGCUGCAUCAAGGGCAACCUGCUGCUGGGCUCCAUCUCAGGCGGCACUGACAUCGUGUCCUGCUUCAUGGGUCAGAACCCCACCGUCCCGGUGUAUCGGGGGGAGAUCCAGACCAGGAAUCUGGGCAUGGCUGUGGAAGCGUGGAGUCCUGACGGUAAGCCGGUUUGGGGGGAGAGCGGGGAGCUCGUCUGCCUGAAGCCAAUCCCCUGUCAGCCAACUCACUUCUGGAACGACGAGAACGGAAGCAAAUAUCAUAAAGCUUACUUCUCCACUUAUCCUGGCGUGUGGGCCCAUGGGGACUACUGUAAAAUCAACCCGAAGACUGGAGGCGUCGUGAUGCAGGGUAGAAGUGACGGGACGCUGAACCCCAACGGAGUCCGUUUUGGGAGCUCGGAGAUCUACAACAUUGUGGAGGCUUUCGAGGACGUGUCGGACAGCCUUUGCGUCCCCCAGUACAACACGGACGGAGAGGAGCGGGUCAUCUUGUUCCUGAAGAUGGUGCCUGGAAAGGCCUGCUCCCCAGACCUGGCCACCAGGAUCCGAGGAGCCAUCCGCAAAGCCCUGUCGGCCCGACACGUCCCCGCCCUGCUGCUGGAAACCAAAGACAUUCCUUACACCAUCAGUGGAAAGAAGGUGGAGGUGGCGGUGAAGCAGAUCGUGGCCGGCCGGGAGGUGGCGCAGCGGGGCGCCUUCUCCAACCCCGACUCACUGGACCUCUACAAGAACAUUCCCGAGCUGAAAAACUAUUAGAAAUGAGACUUUGCAGAAGCGGGGAAUAGACUUGCAACGGAAGAAAA
Cololabis saira (Pacific saury) is the source of this 2246-nucleotide messenger RNA. RefSeq names its product acetoacetyl-CoA synthetase (gene aacs). The coding region runs from base 169 to 2199 and encodes 676 amino acids. The transcript is spliced from 18 exons. Gene Ontology annotation, molecular function: acetoacetate-CoA ligase activity. Gene Ontology annotation, cellular component: cytosol. Gene Ontology annotation, biological process: lipid metabolic process; positive regulation of insulin secretion. The record is from RefSeq and is a predicted model, not a curated record. NCBI's taxonomy places the organism in Eukaryota, Metazoa, Chordata, Actinopteri, Beloniformes, Belonidae.